This is a messenger RNA of Ostreococcus tauri, 3777 nucleotides long. Its product is annotated as unnamed product. NCBI's taxonomy places the organism in Eukaryota, Viridiplantae, Chlorophyta, Mamiellophyceae, Mamiellales, Bathycoccaceae. The record is from RefSeq and is a predicted model, not a curated record. The transcript has a single exon. The coding region runs from base 1 to 3777 and encodes 1258 amino acids.
AUGGGCCCGCGCUCGACCCCGCGCGCGUUCGGUGACGCCCGGACGAACGACGCCGUGCGCGCGCGCGAUGGGACGCCGGUGAAGACGCCGCUCGCGAUGGGACGACGGGACGAUGAUGUGGGCGAUGAAAACGUGACGCCGACGCCGCGGGCGGGGACGCUCACGCCGCGGGCGAGCGCGCUGUUGCGGGAACAGCGGUCGUUGGCGUCGCCGUUGCGGGCGGCGAUAUCGCCGGAGCGACCGGCGAGCGGGGUGCGGUCGAGCGUGAAGGCUGGGGAGAGCGCGACGAAGCGGGACGUGAGGCGACUGCGCGAGCUCAACGCGAUGUUGAUGAAACAGUUGAGCGCGGCGCGGACGUCGUGCGCGGAGGCGGAGAGCGCGAGGGAGAACUUGGGGGAGAGUGUCGAGCGCGAGAUGGCGCGAUCGAAGGCUUUACAGAGGGCGGUGGAGGAGAAGGCGGAGGCGUUGCGGGCGGCGGCGAAAAAGGCGAAGACGCGCGGCGACGAGAACGCGCGCGAGGAGGUGGUUCGCCUGCGUGAGCUCAACGCCAGGCUCGUGAAGGAGGUGACGAUCGCGAGAAACGUCGUCAAGGCUCGGGAGAGCGAAAAAGAGGAUUUGAAGGAGGCGGCGGGGAAAUCGGAGGCGCGCGCGUCGACGCUCGGCGCGGAGAUUGAGCACAAACAAAAGUCGCUCGAGCGCGUGCAGGCUGCGUUGAGGAGCGCCACCGAGCGCGCCGCGGACAGCUUGCGGACGAAUGCGAAGGUUGAAAAGCUCGCGGAGGCGAACGCGGUACUCAUGGGCGAGCUCGCAGCAUUGCGAGAAUCCGCGUCGAGCGACGCGCAGGCGCUUCGCGCGCAAAUCGCGAUGAAAUCAGACGCGCUCGCCGCGGCCGAGGCUGAUCUCGCCGCGGCCGAGGAAGAGCUCAGAUCUCUGGGUAACGCGAAAGCUGACGUUGACAGGCUUCGAUCGCUGAACGCGACGCUCUUGCAGCAAAUCAAAUCUCUUCGCGUCAAGGCUGAUGAGGCGCUCGACGUCUCGCUCGCCCUUGAGGGCAAGGAACGAGAACUCGCCAAGGUGCAAUCCGACUUGAAGAGCGCCGAGGCCGCCAAGGUCGUCGCCGAAGACGACGUCACGAAGCUCCGCGAGCUCAACGUCGUUUUGCUGCAGCAAAUCACCGAGUUGAAGGAGAAUUCUGAGUCCGGGGCGGAGGAGUUGGCGGCAAAGCAAUCCGAGCUCGACGCUGCGCAAAUGGCGCUCGAACUCGUCGAAGAAGAGAGCGCCCGCGCGCAUACCGACGCAUCCAAGCUUCGUGAGCUCAACGUCAUCAUCAUGGCGCAAAUUAAGACGCUGAAAAAGUCUUCCCUGGAAGAUCGCGCCGCGUUCAAGGCGGACAUGGACGCGAAGUCGGCGGAGCUUUCCCGAGUGCAAGACGAAUUUGAAGAGCUGCAGCGUUCCGCGAAGGCCAGUGAAAGCGAGCUUGAAAAGGCUCGUCUGAACAUCGCGGCGUUGAACGGCGAAAUUUCGACGCUCAAGAGCAUCGCUCAGGAUAACUUGGCGACGAGUGCGCAUCUGAGCGGACAGAUUGAUGAGAAGAAAUUGGAGCUGACCGACGUCAAGGAAGCUCUCGCCGCCGCCGAGGCGAAGGCCGCGAAGCUCGAAUCGGUUGAAUUCGACGUCAUCAGUCUUCGCGAGUUGAACUCGGUGCUCAUCGCUCAAGUCAAGACUCUUCGUGCCGUCGAGAAAGAGAACGAAGCGCUCGCCACGGCGUUGCGCGAGCGAUCGGCUGAACUCGAAAAGACGCAGCUCGCGCUCGCCGCCGCCGAGCGCGCCAGAGCGACGGGAGAGAAAGUUUCUGAGCGAGAAAUUGCCAAUUUGCGCGAGCUCAACACGCGAAUCAUUCAGCGCAUGGGCGAGGUGAAGGAGGAGCAACAAAAGAAGUUCCAGCAGCUCAUCGACAGCAAGACGUUAGAACUCACGCAAGCCAAGGCAGAGCUCUCCGACGCCACCAAAAAACUCGCGGCGGGGAGAAGAGACGGCGCGGCGCUCGAAAAAUCUUUCGAAAAGCUUCGCGUCAUGAACUCUGAACUCCUUGGCUCGAUCAAGGCGUUGGAGUCUGAAAUUGAAGAAGAGAAAAAGUCCACAAUCGAGAUGCGAAAAUCCAUCUCCGCCGCGCAGGUUGAGUGCGACAAGUUAGGCGAACGACUUAUCACGAAGGACGCUGAGCUUCAGUCCGCCUGGUCCGCUCUCAUGGCGGCGAACGCAAACCUGAAGCACGCUCUCCACGACGCUGCGGGCAUGCGAGCUCUGGCUGAGAAGCGCGGUGAGGAACUCGAAGAGGCAAACGUCAACGUUGAUCGACUUCGCGAGCUCAAUAAGAUGAUGAUUGAACGAUUGCACAAGGCAAAGAAGGCUUCCCUCGAGGCCGAGGCCCUGAACGCUGAGUUCGCAGCGGCGAAAACGCAAGCCGAGGUGUCCGUUCGUCAAGAACAAGCCAAGGUUGCGGCGCUCGAGCAACAGCUCAAGGAGAAGGAUGAGGCGUACGCCAAGACGACUGAGGAAUUGCGCAUCGAAAUGGAAGCGGGUAACUCCGCCGCUGCGCGACGUCUGGAGGAUCUGCAGCUUCAAACGCACAACCAAAUCCAUUCCAUCGAGAGGCAACUGGAGUACGCCAAUCUGGAGCUUCAAAAGGUCCAGCAAUCUGAGGCGUCCCUCAUCGAGGAUCAAAAGAGAAGCGCUGAAGAAGUCGAGUCUCUCGUGGGCGCCAUCGCGCAAAUCGAAAUCCAAGCCAAGAAGGACGUCGCCGAGCUGAACAAGCAAAUAUUCUCACUUCAAAAAGAGAUCAUUUCGUCCGACUCGAACAACAAGGCUCUGACGAAGAAGCUCAAGUCGUCCAAGGCGGAAAUCAAAGUGCUCGAGCAACAGCUCGAAGAUGCGCAGAAAACUUCAAGCCAACGCUGGAAAGACAUGGUCGCCGCGUCCAAGGAGCUGCAAGACGCUCUCUCUUCCAACAAGAUCAAGGACACUAUUAUUGAGACCAUGCGCAAGGAGCUGAAGGAUCUGACGAACACGGCUGAGCAUUUCACUCGACUUGCCAAGGAGAAUGGCGACGAAGCCAAGGAUACGUCAGUCGAGUUGACGCGCGCCAAGGGACAGCUCGUCGUCAAGGAAAAGCGCAUCGAACAUCUCACCGCGACAUUGAAAGAAACUGAAGCCGUUCGAAACGAGCUGUUCAACAAGGUCGCGCACCUCGAGCGCAAGGGAGGCGUCGCUGAGAUCACCAUUCGCGCCGCGGCGGAGCAUCUGCACACCGCUAAUGAGCGCGUUCGAUCACUCGAGCAUCAGCUCAAGUGCGAGCGCGCUGAGUUCGAGCGCGUCAAGGAAUCGCUCACGCAAUCUCUUUCCGCCGCUGAGCGUUCGAUGCAGGCCAACAUGGCGCUCAUCGUCGAGCUCGAGUCCAAGUAUCAAAAGACGCUGCAAGCGCUUCUCAUCGAGCGACAUCACAACGAAGAAGAACGCGAAGAGAUGCGCAAGGAGCUCUCUUUCGUGAACGAACAGCUCGAACACGUCUCCACCGAUCUCGAGGCGAUGAUCGAGCGAAACAACCGCGGGAUUUUGCUCAAGAUUGCGGACAGCGACGUCGCCAGGCUCGUUUUCGGCGCCCAACCCGGCGCGCCCGUCCGAGUCAAGGCGCUCAUCAGAAUCGGCAUCUUCGGCGGCGCCUGCGCCAUGGUCUCGCACAUCGUUCGUGAAAUCAAGGCUAAACGCACCGCGCGGUGA